UAGUAAUUUUGGGGACGGACAGAGUGAGCAUCUUCGCGCACAACAAGACAGUCGCUACCUGCGGGUGAAGGAGCAGCCCUCCACUCACUCCCGAACAUUUCAACCCACCUCUUUCCAUCUAUCUUUUCAGACCAGUUGACAAUUAAAUUAAAUUUUUAUAUAUAUAUUGAUAAAAAUCCCAACGCCAAACUUCUCCGCUCUUCCCAAAACCCUAAACGUGAUUCUGCCAUCAAUUCCUCCUCUCCGAAUUUCUCUUGCUUUCUUAAGCUUUUGAAUCAACCUCAGUCCAUCGGCAGACUGGACCUCGAGCUUUGAUGCCGUCAAACCUUUCUUUCUCGUACCUCGAACAAGUUAAACGAGAAUCGGAGUCCUAAACUCUGUGAAGCUCUGCUGCUGCAGUUAGUUUCUCCAGAUUGAUGUAGCUAAGGUGGGUAGCAGAGAAGAUAUUCUGCUGUGUGCUCUAUCCAUUAGUGCUUCAUAGAUAUUGGUCAUCAUGGGAAAAUUUGUUCAGCUAUGGAUGAUGAUGAGCCGAUCUGUACGGGCAAUGAGAUCCUUGUGAAGCACUUGGUUACCUCGCAAAUGCUUUGAUCUCUGUCUUUGUCUGUCUGUCUCUCUCUUUUUCAGGACUUUGAGAUGGGUUCUUGCUGCUCAUUCAUAGCCAAAGGGAAAAGUGGCAGCAAAAGGGAUGACCAAGUAACAGAUGCAUCCACGGCUACGAAUACAACAUCAUGCGCUUCACCCAAGAAGCAGAAACAAAGGCAGGGAUCAGGGAGGUGGAGGAAAAAAUCAAGUGGGUUAGUGCCCAUGGAUGAGGCAGAGCUCCAUCUUAUAUCAGGGAGGAUGUUUCUGAAUGGUGCCAGCAAUGUUGCAUGCUUGUAUACCCAACAGGGGAAGAAAGGGACCAAUCAGGAUGCCAUGCUUGUUUGGGAGAAUUUCUGUUCGAGAAGUGACACAAUGUUCUGUGGUGUAUUUGAUGGUCAUGGUCCCUACGGUCAUAUGGUUGCCAAGAAAGCCCGAGAUUCUCUUCCUAUUAUAUUAUGUACGCAAUGGAAAGAUAGUCUUGCCGGUGAUUGGAGCAGUCUCAACAAGAGCGAAAAUGCUCCUGAUAACACUAUACCUGAGGAUACUGCAUCUUUGAGUAUGGAUGAUGAAUGCUGUGAGUCAUUGGAGAUUGAAGAGAAUGAACAACUUCCAGAGAUGUAUUUACCUCUUAAACGGUCUAUGUUAAAGGCUUUCAAGUUAAUGGAUAAGGAGUUAAAGUUGCAUCCAACAAUUGAUUGUUUCUGCAGUGGGACGACUGCUGUUACAUUGGUGAAGCAGGGUCAGCAUCUCAUAAUUGGAAAUGUUGGUGACUCAAGAGCAGUGCUGGCAGCGAGAGACAAAGAUAAUUCUCUGAUUGCUAUACAGUUGACUGUUGACUUGAAGCCUGAUUUGCCUAGGGAGGCUGCUCGAAUUCAGCAAUGCAAGGGAAGGGUUUUUGCCUUGCAAGAUGAGCCUGAGGUUGCACGUGUAUGGUUGCCCAAUAAUGACUCACCUGGUUUGGCUAUGGCUAGAGCUUUUGGGGACUUCUGUCUAAAGGAUUUUGGUCUGAUUUCCGUCCCAGAUGUUUUCUAUCGCUGCCUUACUGAAAGAGAUGAAUUUAUUAUUCUUGCUACUGAUGGGGUUUGGGAUGUCCUUUCAAAUAAGGAAGCAGUCGAUAUUGUGGCUUCAGCCCCUAGUCGCUCAACAGCUGCCAGAGCUCUUGUAGAUUGUGCUACUCGAGCAUGGAGGCUUAAGUACCCUACUUCUAAGAAUGAUGAUUGUGCUGUUGUAUGCCUCUUUCUAGAACAUUUGACUGCAAGUAAUGGAGCUGUAGAAGAACAUGACACAACAAAGAUUUCUAAGGAAUCUGGAGAGAGGAUGGUGGGUGUUGAUGACAAUAACAGAGAUUCUCAUGCUUUAAGUCUUGGACAAUCUGGUACACUUCAAGGUUCUAAUGAGAUUGUACCUGCAACCGAAUCAAUAGAGGAAAGGUUGCCUUCGAAUCUCCCAGGCCAGUCUAGGAGGAGUCUUGCCGAGUGCAUUUCAGUUGCCGAUGAUGAGUGGUCAGCCUUAGAAGGUAUUACUAGGGUCAAUAGCUUAUUAAGCCUUCCCAGGUUUCUAUCUGGUGACAAAAGAUCAACUAGUUGGAGAAAGUGGUUAUGAAAACUUACUACACUGUCAUGUAGCAAACCACUUUAGGUUGGAGAAAGUGGUUAUGAAAACUUACGACACUGUCAUGUAGCAAACCACUUUAGAUUGAUCUUACAUUUACGAAUUACUGAUGUGCAUUUGUAGCGAGAGAAUAUAUAGGUUUGGAGUUGCAAGAGGCAGAUGCGUACUCUCUUUUCGUCAUAUGCCGGACAGCAUUCUAUUGGACUAUGUGUAUUGCUUAUUAAAAGAGUGCUUUGGUAGAUGUUGCUGGCACAGAGUUUGAAUCAUAAAACGAUACCUGUUGUUUGGUAAAUUUAAGCUUUAUUGUUGUAUGAAGUGUUUCUUUCCUUCUCCCCGCA
Molecule: messenger RNA, 2531 nt
Organism: Theobroma cacao (cacao)
Lineage: Eukaryota; Viridiplantae; Streptophyta; Magnoliopsida; Malvales; Malvaceae
Product: putative protein phosphatase 2C 6
Biological process (GO): protein dephosphorylation
Molecular function (GO): protein serine/threonine phosphatase activity
Source: RefSeq, a predicted model, not a curated record